CGUGUCUCAUCCUCACUUUCAGGAGGGAUUUGCCACAACAAAGAGGCUAAUGACUGCUCUGCUUGUAUGAACCUUUUGUGCAUUUUUGAUUAUUUUUUGUUUUUUGGCAAAGUAGCGAAAGGUUUGGUUUUGUAAUUGUGAGCUAAGAUUUAUGGGGUUUGAACUCCACAGAAGAAAAAUUAAAGCCAGUUACACAUCUUAAACUGGUCAUUUGGAAUGUAAACAAAAGUUUCAGUUUUGGGGGAGUUGUAAGAAAAGAAUCUUCCCAUCAUGGGUCAGCGCCUGAGCGAGGACAGCGACCCCGACAACGAAAUCGACGUGGCAGAGCUGCAGGAAUGGUAUAAGAAAUUUGUUACCGAAUGCCCGAGUGGAACGUUAUUCAUGCACGAGUUCAAGGGUUUUUUCGGUGUCACUGACAACAAGGAGGCGGCAGAUUACAUCGAGAACAUGUUUCGAGCCUUCGACAAGAACGGCGACAACACCAUAGAUUUUCUGGAGUAUGUGGCAGCUUUGAACUUAGUUCUUAGGGGCAAGUUGGAACAUAAACUUAAGUGGACAUUCAAAAUGUAUGACAAAGAUGGGAGCGGAUGCAUCGACAAAACAGAGCUUCUUGAAAUAGUGGAGUCUAUUUAUCGGCUAAAGAAAGCCUGCCAUGGAGAACUGGAUGAAGAAUGUAAUCUGCUUACCCCAGACCAAGUGGUUGACCGGAUAUUUGAGUUGGUCGAUGAAAAUGGAGAUGGUGAGCUCUCUCUGGAUGAGUUUAUUGAUGGAGCGCGCAGGGACAAGUGGGUGAUGAAGAUGCUGCAGAUGGACGUGAACCCCGGCGACUGGAUCAAUGAGCGAAGACGCAGCUCUAACUCCUAAGACUGGAAAUCUCAUUGCACUCUUAUAAGACCAUGUUGAUUUUGUAAAUAAAUGUGUAUAAAAGCCAUAAAUAAGGGAUGUGCAAAUCUUAGACAUACCUGUUGUUGAUGCUUGAAAAGGGAUUAUGUGUCCAUAGAGGUUACACAUCCGAUGAAGCAAUGAAGAACAGUGUGAUUAAUUUCUGCCUGUUUUAUAAUAGGUUUGUUUUACAGUUAUAAAGCACUCACUGUAUGUUCAACUGAUUGUGUCAUAAAGAUGUUGAAUAAAAAAAAGUUUGAAGUCGA
Fundulus heteroclitus (mummichog) is the source of this 1148-nucleotide messenger RNA. It is a transcript of the gene guca1b, whose product is annotated as guanylate cyclase activator 1B. Lineage: Eukaryota; Metazoa; Chordata; Actinopteri; Cyprinodontiformes; Fundulidae. Bases 271 to 864 code for a protein of 197 amino acids. The record is from RefSeq and is a predicted model, not a curated record. Gene Ontology annotation, molecular function: calcium sensitive guanylate cyclase activator activity; calcium ion binding. Gene Ontology annotation, cellular component: cone photoreceptor outer segment; photoreceptor inner segment. Gene Ontology annotation, biological process: visual perception. The transcript has 4 exons.